AUGUACUGCGCUUACGCCCUUCUGUUGUUCCCGGAGGAGUCUAUGCGGCAACAGGAGCGCUUAGUUGUCUUUGGCAGCGACCAUCCAUAUUCCCACUACAGUAUCCACAAGCCCCAGAUCAGCGGCCAGUUUCCAGAAAUCGACUGGGAGAAUGAGAUUAUUAAGACUAAGUGGCAAAUUAAUGGUCCAGGCACCUAUAUGAGGGCGUACUGCUCAUACACACUCCCAGUAUUGGAGAUUGCGCAAAAAAUUAUCACUGGCGUAGAUUAUUUAUCGAAUGAGUCUCAUGUUGACUUUGGCCCUACCGAUGGCUCCGAUAAGCGUUGUUUAGAUCAAAUAACUAGGUUACAAGCUGAGCGCUAUAAAGUUCACGAAUUAACCUACAACCGUGACUUGAUAAAAGCGCCAGUCAUAAAAUUAUCCGAACUCAGAAGAACGUCAGCCUGCUCUGAUCUAGCGAUAGUCAGUUUGGUUCAUCAGAGAAAAAUAACCGUUACGGGGAAAUAUGACUUUGAUGCUCCACCAAAUCUUUCAAGAUUACCGUUUAUAGAUAUUGAUAAGCCAGUGCAAAUGACAAGUGUAUUCUCAGAUAAUCAAUUCUUCGGAGGAUUGUCCAAUCACAUUGGACUUUUCGCCAUUGCUUGGUAUCAAGGUCAUCUACACGCAUUUUUACGCAAACACGAGGAUAAUAAAUGGGUUUUGCAGACGAAAGUCGGAGAAGAGAAGAACAACGGGAGAUUCAUCUGCUCAAUUCUAUUCGGUUAUUUCAGUUUGCCUAGAAAGUUCAAAUCUCUCAUUUAUUCAAUGUCAAGCAAUAUAGACAAGCCUCCAACGAAGUUGGCUUUACUCUGCAGCCAGUGUGUCAAUACCCAAGAAAGUCGUGCGACUAAGGAUAUCAUGAAUUUCGACCUGGAGCUGCUUCCUACUAUCAUUCCCGUAGGCGAGCUAAGCCGAGAUUAA
Molecule: messenger RNA, 960 nt
Organism: Blumeria graminis f. sp. triticale
Lineage: Eukaryota; Fungi; Ascomycota; Leotiomycetes; Helotiales; Erysiphaceae
Source: the annotation of a GenBank genome assembly